GGUCGUAUCGCCGCCGUCACCCGCGACGCAAAAGCGGGACCCGCCAUUGGCCGGCUGACGGCAUUCCGACGGCCGGGCUCCCCACCACCAUCCCCGGGUACUGGGAAAUCUGGAACCGCUCUGCCACCGGCGCCGAGACAGCUCUCAAUCCCAGUUGUCCGCGUCUCGACCGUACCGUUUCGCGUUACGGCCAUAUUUCUUUUGUUUUGUUUUGUUUUGUUUCGUUUAUUAUUUUUAUCGAAUUAAUUUCACUGUUAUUGUUGCCGUCAUCGUCACCGUAGUCCUCAUCGCUGUCGUCUUCUCCGCCGUUCUUCUAUAAUAUUUUUUUUAUUAAUUAAUCGCACCGAUUAGGCGUUUAUGUUUUCCGAAUACCCUCUCCUCGUACGUGUCUGGAAUAUUCCACACAGUCCGUGUGAAUCGCCGUCGUCGUCGUCGUCUCGGUUUAAUAAUAUUAUAUCGCUAUACUUUUCAUCUGUUUCUCUCCGUUUACCCUGAUGAUUCGUCAUUUCCCCGCUGAAAUUUCGUCCACGUCAGGAAUGAAAACAUAAUACCUGCCGUGCGUAUGGUACGUAGUAGUAUCGUAUCAUUACGGUAAUAAUCGUCGACGUCCGUGUGCGUUUCCUGUGCUCGUGUGCAUAACUACUUCAUGCCGGCGAACUUCGUUGCCGUGGAAAGCGAUCGUCUGUACCGUUAGACUUCCGGAACGCCGUACAGGAUCUCUUCGGUUCUACGCUGUUAUGCCGCUGACGUUCUGCAUCUGCACAGACUAGUCGAAAUAAUUUGUCAAAAUGAAUAGCAUGGAUGAACAUAACCGCAUGAUGCACCCAACCAGUGCGAUGUUGCCACAACCUUAUGGGAUGUCGUCUGUUGAUCCCAACCACGGGGCUCCCACGCCACCUGAUCAAGACACUCGUAAACAAGAUAUUGGUGAAAUUUUACAGCAAAUAAUGAACAUUACUGAUCAGUCCUUAGAUGAAGCUCAAGCUAGAAAACACACAUUAAAUUGUCACCGAAUGAAACCUUCUUUAUUCAGCGUUUUAUGCGAAAUCAAGGAAAAAACUGUAUUAAGUUUAAGAAAUACACAAGAAGAAGAACCACCAGAUCCACAGUUAAUGCGAUUAGAUAACAUGUUAAUUGCUGAAGGAGUGGCUGGUCCUGAAAAAGGAGGUGGUGCUGGAGCUGCAGCCAGUGCAUCAGCCGCAGCUUCAGGCGGUCCUGGACAACCAGAUAACGCCAUCGAGCAUUCCGACUACAGAGCAAAAUUAGCUCAGAUCAGACAAAUUUACCACCAAGAACUGGAAAAAUACGAACAGGCCUGUAAUGAAUUUACUACCCAUGUAAUGAAUCUCUUACGAGAACAAUCGAGAACGCGGCCGAUCACUCCAAAAGAGAUCGAACGAAUGGUGCAAAUAAUACAUAAGAAAUUUUCUUCCAUACAAAUGCAACUGAAGCAAAGUACUUGUGAAGCGGUCAUGAUACUUAGAUCUAGAUUUUUGGAUGCUAGAAGAAAAAGACGUAAUUUUAGUAAGCAGGCUUCCGAAAUAUUAAAUGAGUACUUUUACUCGCAUCUAAGCAAUCCAUAUCCUUCCGAGGAGGCAAAAGAAGAGUUAGCAAGGAAGUGUAGCAUUACAGUGUCACAAGUGUCCAAUUGGUUCGGGAAUAAAAGAAUUCGAUAUAAAAAAAAUAUCGGUAAAGCUCAAGAAGAAGCAAACCUUUACGCUGCAAAGAAAGCUGCCGGCGCUUCCCCUUAUAGUAUGGGUCCUGCUUCUCAAGGAACACCAACUCCUUUGUUAUCUCCAGCUCCUGGUGGUGGUCCACAAGACAGCAUGGGCUACAGUCUUAGUUUAAAUGGUGCUGAGUAUAGUUCCCCUAUGUCAGGAUCACAGGUUUGUGCACAGUAUUCUGAUGGAAGUCUAGGAUAUGACCCAAUGGGACACCAGGCAAUGCCUAAAAACUCUGGAUCGCCAUCUACAGGAUGGAACUCAAGUCAUGAAUAUCAAACACAUGGCAUGCACGAUGACAGCGAAGACUCAUCAGAUGACGUUGAUAUAAAACGCCCAAAAUUGUCUUAAGCAUUUUUGUUCUUAAUAACUAAAUUUGUUCAUUUUUUACAUAUAUAUAAAAAUGAUUGCUUAACUUAAUAUUUUAGAUAUAUGCAAGUGAGAAUAAUUGGCCUUCACACUUUGUGUAUGUUCUAAAAGAAAAACACUCAUCUCACUCUAACUAAUUACUAUUAUGGAUCUACUGUAAUGACGAAAACGAAAGACUUAGGCCUUUGGUGUAUGUGUGUAUUUUAAUCCCAACACACAUCACAUAUAAGGAAACGUAUAUGUAUAAAUAACGUUAGUCUAAUAUUUGAGAUUACCAUACUGAAAUUCAGUAGACGGUUUUAUUAUGAAACUAUUUUUUAGUAUCUUAUUAUUAUUAUUAUUAUUAUUAUUAUUAUUAAUUAUUAUUAUCAUCAUUAUUUAUAUGAAUAUUUUUAUUGAAUAAUUAAAUGAUAAUAUUAACUUGAGCUUUUUGAACGUUAAUCGUUCAUCAUGUAACUUUGGUAUACGUAUAUUAUGCACAUCACCAGAUUAUUAGUAAUUUAUAUAGAAAAAAUAUGAUAAUAAUAUUAUUGUUGAUUAUGUUUACUGACACAUUUUUCUAUUAUCUGUGAUCUCAAAGGAAAAUCAACACAUGCAUCAAAAUCGAGUACAAUCAUGUCCAGUGUUUUUCUCCUUUUUCACCAAGUAUACGAUAUACACACGGUAAUAUUAUUAUUUUUCAUGAUAUUUAAAAAUUUACAUUUUAAAUAUGAAACGAGUUUUGUUAAUAAUUGUUUAGUAUUUAUUGUAUUGAAUGAAUAAGUAGCAUAUUUUUUAAGGCACCAUGACUAGUAACCUUUAAAUUUUUAAUGCUUUUUUAAAAAUUAAAAUAAGAAACAUAUUACAGUUUAAUGUAUACGAUAUUUGUAAGGUAAUUGUUGUCUGUGAAAUGUGCAUUUUUUUUUUUGUCCAUUUUUCCUCUUUAUUUUUAUGCUAUAUUUGUAUGCUUUAUAUUAUUACUAUUAAUAAUUAAAAUAUAAUAAUAAAAAAAAACUAUUAUUAUAGUUCUAUUCUCCCUCUCUUACUUUUUAUGUACUAUUAUAAAAUGUUUAUUGUUAGUGACAAAAAAAAUUGACACGGUGUGCCUAUGAAAUUGAUAAAAAAUAAUAAAAUUAAUACCAUUGAGUUAUUAGAACACGAGUCUUACAAUUUAUUUUUUACAUAUGGAACGUAUGUGUAAUAAUCUUAUAGACUGUCGCCAUUAAUAAUAUAAUUUGUUAUUCAUUCAUAGUAGUCCGCGUGAAAACAUUGUGUAUACCUUUAUUAUAUUAUUAUAAUUAUAUUUCAUACGGAACAGUGUGUUGAUUUCAGUAUUGCUCGAAGACGUUAUACUUAUACAUUAUACAUCAUAUUAUAAAUAUUUAUACAUAUUUUUUUUUAUACGUCUUCUAAACUAUACCACCUAGAUAUAUUACUGUAUUAUUAUUUUAUAUAAAUUAGUAUACUUGUAAUUUUAAAUGUAAUUCUAAAGGUAAAUUUUUGUAUUAUAUCCAGUAGAAUAGAAUUUUGUUUUCAGACUCCUAAUUAAGAUGUGGUAUUUAUUUCUAUUCAUAUUGUCGAGUCCUUUUAUAUGUAAUGUAUGCAUAUAGAUGUUUAUUUAAAUAGUCACUAUACGUGUAUAAUAUGUAUAUGAACGUGGGUGUAUUAAUCUGGAUUUCUCAUCUAUUACUACACACAUAUGAAAAGCCCAAUAAAUAAUUGUUACUUAUUAUUAAAUAUUUUUUUUCGUCUAUCGAAAACUUUAUUCUUUUAUACUGUAUAAUAUUAUAUUAUGUUGUGUAAACCAGUCAUGUAAAUCCAUGUUGUCGAUAAACUUUUAUUCCUUUGUGCGUAAAUAGUAUUAAAAUGAAAAUAUUUUUCUUGCCGCGUUAAUAUGUAUGUCGACAAACAAAAAAAAAAAACAUGUACGAGUUAUACUUUCACA
Rhopalosiphum maidis (corn leaf aphid) is the source of this 4014-nucleotide messenger RNA. RefSeq names its product homeobox protein extradenticle (gene exd). Gene Ontology annotation, biological process: regulation of transcription by RNA polymerase II; embryonic organ development; neuron development. Lineage: Eukaryota; Metazoa; Arthropoda; Insecta; Hemiptera; Aphididae. Gene Ontology annotation, molecular function: DNA-binding transcription factor activity, RNA polymerase II-specific; RNA polymerase II cis-regulatory region sequence-specific DNA binding. Bases 789 to 2072 code for a protein of 427 amino acids. The transcript has 10 exons. The record is from RefSeq and is a predicted model, not a curated record. Gene Ontology annotation, cellular component: nucleus.